Orbicella faveolata is the source of this 6198-nucleotide messenger RNA. Its product is annotated as dual 3',5'-cyclic-AMP and -GMP phosphodiesterase 11A-like. Gene Ontology annotation, molecular function: protein binding; 3',5'-cyclic-nucleotide phosphodiesterase activity. Lineage: Eukaryota; Metazoa; Cnidaria; Anthozoa; Scleractinia; Merulinidae. Gene Ontology annotation, biological process: signal transduction. The record is from RefSeq and is a predicted model, not a curated record.
ACAAGCUGAUUAAAGUGGAGGAAGAAAAGAGAAGGAAGCCGAAAUGAAACAAAUUGAAAUAAAACUGAAAAGAUUGAUUUUUUACCUUGAAAGAACCGGACGUCCGCCAAAAGUAAGGGUCGUGUACAGCACAGAAAAUGUUAAAUAAGUUCGUGUAAUUAUUAGUAUCGAAUUAUUACAGAAUUAUCACCAAAGAUCUAACAAAGUGCGUGACAUCGGUUCUACAAAAGACGGACACGAAAUGCAGAAUGACUAACACAAAGAAGGGAGAUAGGAUCUUUUUCACCAGCUGGAAACUUCAAAUGACUCGUAUCUUCUGCUCCCCGUUUGCCUAUCAAGUUAUUGUAAACCAGCUUGGGCAAUGUGUAUUUCACAAAUUUGCGAUUUUGCGCGAAAUCGUUUUGUUGAUUGGCUCAGUGGCUCUCACAUGACCACAACAACCGCAGUGAAAUUAAAAUCAGCUCUCUGUUUUAUAUUUCUAAAGCGGUUGGCGGGGUCGCUGUUAUUAGAACAGAACGAUAUUAAAUACAAAUUAUCAAUGUUCUGAGCGGUAUUUCGGGGGCGUUCGCGAUCAGUGGAAACCCUAUCGUGUGUAACAAGUCGACCAAGCGAGGCGAGUAAACUACAAAGGCUCAAUCAAUGUCCUGCAGCGGUCUGCGGUUGAACAAGCGAAUCGUGACAUAGUCUAUACAUUGUAUCGUUGCUCAUUGCAUGCCUGGCUUUAUCAUCAGAUCGGAGUAACAGUGCUGUGAUAUAAUAUUACAUGUACAAGAGCCUGAUUUAGCAGCAUUUGAUUCGAGUUGAAGAUUGAUAGCCAUACCGUCAUCUGUGGGACGCACAGAUAUCUGUAGUCUUACACGGCGCGGAAUCGUCCAGCUAGUUUAGCCAAAAUUCUGUUUGUUUACACUCUUAGUUACAUGCGCGAUCGACUGAGCUUUAUCGCACUCCUGAUGACAAAGUGAGGCUGGCCGGGUAGAGCGGGGAAUCUUUCAACUUUUAGCAUGAUGUGUGGGCAGCCUGGUUUGAGUUGACCAAAAAGUAUGGCUAAACAAUGACUUUAUCGUUCGCCCAGGUCGAACAGUGGCUCGAUGACCAUCCAGAACAGGCUGAGGAAUACUUUGUGCGUAAAGGCACUGUGCGUAUGGUUCAUCUAUGGAAUGAAGCGAGAGAAGAGUGUACCGAUGUCUUCGACACGAACUCUGAGCUCAUUAAGAACUGCGAUCAACAAAAUCUUGGACCAAAGAAUUUUCGUUUCAACGACACGGUGGACAUUAUAAAUUCGAACGAUGUGGAAGCGGGUGAUUCAGGAACUCGGCCAUCACCUAUAACGCGCAGGUAUUCCGAACCGCAGCGCCAAGGGCAUCCGAAGCGACAAUUCAGCAUAGGUUAUGGAGGAAAACAGUUUUCAAGUAAAUCAGUAUCUUCCAGUUUUGUUGAUUCCCUGGAUUUAAGUACUUGUGAAAUUCGAGAGGAGAACACGAGGCGAGUGAGAAGUCCACGACAACUUCGGAAAACGAAAUCGCUGCCGAAUUGCGGACAACAGCAUGUAUUGGGGGCGCUAAUUGAGUCAAAAAUUCGCUUACCGUCUCCGAUAGGCUUGAACGCCGAAACAAAGCUAGAUUUAAAAAACAGCAAUGAAAGGCAAUUCUUCUUCGAGAUUGUGCGGGACAUAGCGAACGAUCUCGACCUGACAACUCUGAGUUAUAAAAUACUAGUCAAUGUUGGGAUUCUAACGAAUGCUGAUCGCUGCUCAUUGUUUCUUGUGGAGGGACCUAAAGGUAAACAGUCACUGGUUUCAAAGGUUUUUGAUGUGCAAGUCGGCGGGCCGAAUUCGCCAUCUAAAGAUUUCAUCAACCAGCAACGAGAGAUUCGAGUGCCUUGGGGCAAAGGACUUGUUGGCUACGCGGCAGAAACCGGAGAGACAGUCAACAUCCCCGAUGCGUAUGCGGACCCACGCUUCAACAAAGAGGUUGACCGCCAGACUGGCUACCACACUAAGAGCUUACUAUGCAAGCCUGUGAAGAACAAUGAAGGAGAGGUUGUUGGUGUAGCCCAAAUAAUAAACAAGAUCCCUGGUCCUGUACCUUUCACUCAAGAGGAUGAGGAGGUCUGUGAAAUGUAUCUGACAUUCUGUGGAAUAGGUAUCACCAAUGCCAAGUUGUUUGAACUUUCAGCAAUUGAAUUUAACAGAAAUAGAGCUUUGCUUGAGCUUGUACAUGACAUCUUUGAAGAACAGACAUCUCUGGAUAAAGUGGUGCAUAAAAUCAUGAGACGGGCUUUGUCAAUGUUAAAAUGUGAAAGAUGUUCUGUUCUGCUGUUGAUGCACCCAGUUCUUGGUAACAGUCUAGCAGAGGAUAGAGCACAGGAUUUAAGAAUAACUAAAGUGUUCAACCUGCGAGUGUCUGGAAGCCGGAAUAGUAAUAGUACUAUUUACAGUGAAGGAAGAGAUGAUGGUUCUUUCACUACGAGAAUAGCUAAACUAGUUGCUUCGACUGGAAAGACUCUCAAUGUUCCUGAUGCUGCACAAGAUCAGAGGCUGAAGAGAAUACUUUCCAUGAGCACUGACAAUGGUGUAGAUGCUCGUCGUCCAAUACUGUGCAUGCCAAUUAGAAACAACAAGUUUGAGAUCAUUGGAGUAGCUCAAUUGAUUAGCAAACUGAACAACAAACCAUUUGACGAGAGUGAUGAAACACUGUUUGAGGCAUUUGCCAUUUUUUGUGGCCUAGGUAUUCACAACACAAUGAUUUACGACCAAAUGGCGAAAGCCAAAGCCAAGCAACAAGUAGCAAUUGAGGUGCUGUCAUACCAUGCGGCUGCGAGAAGAGGAGAAAUUGAAAGACUGAAGAACACGCCUGUACCUAAAGCUGAAGAAUUCAAGGUGGAUAGUUUUCAGUUUGAUGAUUUCUCACUGGAGCCAGACCAGAUGCUUCAAGCUUCACUUAGGAUGUUUAUCGAUUGUGGCUUCAUUGACGAAUUUCACAUAGACUAUGAGGUUCUUUGUAGGUGGCUAUUAACAGUGCGGAAGAAUUAUAGGAACGUCAUUUACCACAACUGGAGACACGCCUUCAAUGUGGCACAGUCAAUGUUUUGUAUGCUCACGACUGGAGGCAUGAACAAGUUUAUGAGUAAUCUGGAAUGUCUUGGAUUGAUUGUUGGCUGUUUGUGUCACGACUUGGACCACAGGGGGACAAACAACGCUUUUCAGACCAAGACGGACUCGCCGUUAGCCAAGCUUUACACGACCUCCACUCUAGAGCACCAUCACUUUAAUCACGCUGUGAUUAUUCUCAGCACAGAGGGCCAUAACAUUUUCCAAAAACUGAACGCUGAUGAGUACAGACAAGUUAUAAGUUACAUAAAGCACUCGAUUCUGUCGACGGAUUUAGCUGUGAAUUUCAGGCAACGAUCAACCUUCUUUCCUUUGGUCGAGAGAGGAGAACUGGACACUAGAAUCCCGGAUCACAGAGACAUGCUCAAGGCGAUGAUGAUGACUGCCUGUGACCUCAACGGAACUACAAAACCAUGGGAGAUACAGAAAGAGGUUGUCCAUCUGGUGACAAGCGAGUUCUUCCAACAAGGAGAUCUCGAGCGAACCACGCUAAAUGUGGAGCCCUCGGCUCUUAUGGACAGACAGAAAGUUGACGAACUGCCUGCCCUCCAAGUACAGUUUUUUGAAACAACAGGAAUUCCCGUAUUCAAGUGCUUGGCUACAUUUAACCCAAAGAUAAGUCCUCUCCUUUUCGGCGCAGAAUCCAAUAAAAACCGCUGGGUUGAACUGGAGAAGGAACGACAGGCGCGGCAAAAGGACGAAGAGGACAAACAGCAGCUGGUCACGUGACAUUAAAAGUGGUCGCAUCGCGUCUCAAUCGUCUUCGUGACUCCACAGGAAAAUGGUCGAAAUCAAUCGGUACUCAAUCGGAAUUCAAUCGGCUUAUCUUCAAAAGCUACGAACUGCUUCAAGGUGUAGUAGGGUAUCAGCCACUGAGAACUGGACAUUCACAGUCCAGUGGCUUCGUCGAAUCAUUUCUUCAUUUGCGAGAUGCUGACCACCAGCUCCAUCUCGGUCUACGCGACCUUAUGAGGGCAAGGGGAGUUAGAGGUCAUGGGAAUUAUUGAAACUUAGGAGGGGACCAUAUUUUAUAUUUAUCUUUAGAGGGGGAAUACAUAGUCGCAUUAUUGUAUUUUUUCUACGAAAAUUCAUCAUCGAUAAACCAAUUGAUUAGGUAGACAAUAGAAAAAAUUGAAUUACUUCUUAUCAAGCCUGAGCGACGCGCCACUUUCAAUUCAAGUUGGAUAAAAGUUGUAAAGUAUACUUCAAAAUAGUUAUUCCAGAAGCCGAAUAUAUUCCUUGAAAGCCUUUGAACCAAUAGUACGGUUUCUCGCCGUUUUCUCGAUUUCCGUUUAAUACUGUGUGACUUUGCCUUGUCGUUGCCUUUCUAUAUAAAUGAAUUAUAAAAACCAGUGUAGCCACUGUGUUCUGAAGAAUAUUAAAGGAGCUACAUCGCGGAGAAUACUUCUUGAACAGUUCAGCGAAAGCUCUCAAGUUCGCCAUAGAUAAUCCACCUCAAUCUUCCCCAAGCCUAUCCAUCCUUGUUCCUUUCUGUUGUAUGAGUUCGUGUUUAAGGUUUUUCUAUCUUAGUACGCUAUUGAUUAUAGGUUGCCACAGAUUUAAAGGUAAUUUUGUACACUGUAAAAAGUGACCUAAUCAAGAGAAGAUGAAGAGUAAGCGAAGAGAGUAAAUCCCUCUCAAGUUAUUUUUGGACAUGGUUCCCAGUUCUUCCGCGCGGAUAAUGUUACCACGCGCUUUACGUGGAUGUUUUUGUGGGAGAUGAAAACGCGUGUAGAGCCGCGUGAGCUGUCCACGCGUGCAAUAUUCCCGCCCAGAUUCGCCAAUUUCUAGACCCCCCUGGGAUUUCCUAAGCUGGGAGUGGUCUAAAAAUAACUUGAGAAGCUAAAACUAAGGCCUUUAUGGAAGACUGACCAACUUAGCCUUCAUCCUCUCUUGACUAAAUACAUCAAGGCAUAACUCGUAAUAUAUUAAAUGAUAGUUUAACCUCUCAGACGGCUAGCAUGCUUAUUAAGAAUGUAAAUUUUAGUCCCCACCAAUUUAAUAUCGCCCUUAGUUAAUAUCUUUACAGCGACAGUUUUACUGUAAUAUUCGUUAUCUGGAAAGUUUAAAAAUAGUAUACUGGUGGUAUUUUACCUUAUCCGCCAUGAGUAGCGUCUGGCUGACUAGCGUAACAAGACUAUCUUCAGGGGAACUUAUUUUAUUACCGUUGUGAAAUCAAGAUUGAAAGAUUUUUUUUUUAUAUAACGUGGCUUACACGGCGUGUGAAUCAGUGAAAUGUAUCUUCCUCGAUAAGUUACUUAGACGCCUCUUAAAAUUGGGAAUUGCUUUAUUUGUUAUACAGUCGUUUGGUGUGUCUACCGAAGGCAGUGUGUAAUUAAACUGCCAGAUUCGUGGGUGCCCUCGCAGGUCAUUUGUUAGUAUUCGUAGUCCAUACUGCUAGUAAAACUUUGUGGGUUGUCCAUAUUUUUAUUGAAGUUCCUUUAGUGAUUGCAGUUAGAAAGACCCAUUCGAAAAAUGGUUCAUAUCAAUGCAUUAAAAUCUCUGCCCUUUUAACAGUAUAUCAAAGCUCUUUUAAAUAGAAAGUAACCUAAAAUUAACAGCUUUUGGGAAAGGAAAACAUCAAAGAAGUACUUAUUAGCCAAAAAAAAAACCACAAAACACAGGAGUGCCGUGGUUGAAAUUUAGAAGGUUGGGAACGACUCAUAAAAUUUAGACAGUCUUCUCAGGCGUAAUUCGUGACGUAGGAAGGCACCAUUUUCGAAUGGGUCUGUAAACUCUCACGACCCGAAAAAGACCCCUCGGUAUAUUACGUUAGUCUUGCGCGUUGCUAUGGUAACCACAAAGUUGCAGAAACCUGGGUAUUACAGUCAUGGUAGCUCAAGGUUGACGUUUAACUCAAGCGCUUUAACUUAGUUCUUGUACAGUUUGUUGGUAAUUAAAUUUCAGGGCGAGGAAUACUAGACUACAACUAGAAAAAAAAAAGAAUGAUAAUUUUUUUGAUUAGGCCGAUCACAAUAUUUUACAAUUGUAAAUACGGUAUACCAUAGUAGCUCUAUCUAAUAUAUUUAUUAUUGUUGUUGCUCAUACAUCCCUUAACCAGACCGGAAAUACAGUCACAAUCGAACUCU